AUGAAUAAUAUCGUAAUUGUAAUUACAAGGUCUGAUGCUAGUGGUGAGGGCAAUAGGAGACCUCGAGGAAUACUUGUUUGUGAGGGGAGUGGUAAAUAUAGGUCUUGCAAGUCUAAUGAGACAAUUGGUGUAAGGUCAGAUGCAAAUGGUGAUACAAAAAAGUGUUCUAGGGACACUGGUACCAAGAAAUGUGGAUGCUCAUUCUUGUUAAAAUGUGUUAAUAUUUGUGAUGAGGAUGAUUGGAAGUUGAAUGUGGUUUGCGGAGUACAUAACCAUGCUUUUUCAGAGUAUCUUGAAGGUCAUUCAUUUGUGGGGAGACUUUCUAAAGAGGAGAAUGCCUUAUUAGUGGACAUGUUUAAGCGUUUGGUAAAACGCAUAGAUAUUUUGGUCACCGUGAAGGAUAUUGAUGCAAUGAAUGUUUCAACUAUGAAGACAACAUACAAUGCUAGGAUCUAA
Molecule: messenger RNA, 456 nt
Organism: Prunus dulcis (almond)
Lineage: Eukaryota; Viridiplantae; Streptophyta; Magnoliopsida; Rosales; Rosaceae
Exons: 1
Coding region: 1-456 (151 amino acids)
Source: RefSeq, a predicted model, not a curated record